This is a messenger RNA of Alosa alosa (allis shad), 1524 nucleotides long. Its product is annotated as fructosamine 3 kinase related protein. The coding region runs from base 124 to 1053 and encodes 309 amino acids. Lineage: Eukaryota; Metazoa; Chordata; Actinopteri; Clupeiformes; Clupeidae. The record is from RefSeq and is a predicted model, not a curated record. The transcript is spliced from 6 exons.
GGCUUCACGCCAUAACAACUUCGGUUCACGCAUAGGCAGUGGGUUUUCUUUUACUGUCUAUGGUUCACGCGGAGAUUGUCAAGUCAUUUUAACGUUAAUGUGACUUUAACGUCAAAAACGACAAUGGAAGCUCAGUUGAAAAAAGAGCUGGGAACCUCGACGUUGAAAGCCACCGGUCAUUCGGGAGGUGGAUGCAUCAGCGAGGGCCAGAGUUAUGACACUGACAACGGGAGAGUAUUUGUGAAGAUAAACCACAAGAGCGAGGCCAAACGAAUGUUUGUUGGAGAGAUGGCUAGUUUGGAGGCUAUACUGAAAACUAACACUGUGAAAGUUCCUAAACCUGUGAAGGUCCUUGAUCUAGAGCGAGGGGGGUCUGUGUUUGUCAUGGAGCAUGUGGACAUGAGAAGCCUGACCAAGUUCUCUGCCCAGCUGGGGGAACAUUUGGCCGACUUGCAUCUUCAUAACCAAAAGCAGAGAGAGAAGCAGAGCAAACAGGAGCAAACUGUCGGAAAAGGAUCUGGGCAGUCUGAAGUGCCUGCCAUUGACCAAUUUGGGUUUGAUGUUCCAACCUGCUGCGGAUACCUUCCACAGAAUAAUGACUGGCAAGAAGACUGGGUGGCAUUCUAUGCUCAGCAGAGACUUGGUCACCAGCUGGACUUAGUGGAGAAGAGCCACGGUGACCGAGAAGCUAGAGAGCUGUGGUCUAAGCUUCAGCUGAAGAUUCCCCAGCUGUUUGCUGAUGUGACUGUUGUGCCAGCCCUUGUCCAUGGCGAUCUGUGGGGAGGGAACGUGGCAGAAUGCUCGGACGGCCCAAUAAUCUUUGACCCGGCAUCCUUUUACGGGCACUCUGAAUAUGAGCUUGGCAUUGCGGGCAUGUUCGGUGGCUUCAAUAAGUCUUUCUACACGGCAUACCACGGGAAGAUCCCAAAGGCACCAGGCUUUGAGAAACGGCUGCAGCUCUAUCAGCUUUUCCAUUAUCUAAACCACUGGAAUCACUUUGGCGGAGGGUACAGAGGUUCCUCCAUUCGCAUCAUGAAAGACCUGGUAAAGUAAACAUUACUAAUAGGGUUUGAUGCCUCACCACCCCUGGCCCCACCCCCAUAAUCAUGACAAAUUCAUGAUACAGAAGUUAUGCACUUUAACAAUUUCACAACACACUACUACAUACCAUAGAGGGUAAACAGCAGUAGGCCUACCUAUGAAGACUAAUUAACUUAAGAAAAGUUUUAAGUAGAUACAGAAAAGUUAAUUGUGACGUGAAUGUUUUAUAUUUUACUAACAUUCCAUUUGCUCUUGCUGAAGGGGUUGGUGUUGAAAGUACUGAACAGUUACAGUAAUGUAAGUAGACACAUGUGUGUCAUCAGGUAUUACUGUGUAAUUACCUGCAAUGUGGCAUGACAGAGAAUGAAGAUUGAAUAGGCAAUAUUCAAAAACAGAUACACUUUGGAAUGACUAAUGGAAUUCCACUAAUGGAAUGAACAAAAUAAGUGUGACCAUUAAUCAAAAUAAAGUGGAUUAAAAACA